Molecule: messenger RNA, 3100 nt
Organism: Gambusia affinis (western mosquitofish)
Lineage: Eukaryota; Metazoa; Chordata; Actinopteri; Cyprinodontiformes; Poeciliidae
Product: prostaglandin D2 receptor 2-like
Exons: 3
Coding region: 423-1538 (371 amino acids)
Biological process (GO): phospholipase C-activating G protein-coupled receptor signaling pathway; complement receptor mediated signaling pathway; positive regulation of cytosolic calcium ion concentration
Cellular component (GO): plasma membrane
Molecular function (GO): G protein-coupled receptor activity; complement receptor activity
Source: RefSeq, a predicted model, not a curated record
GCACCAAAGUUAGAGUUGAAUAGCUGAACGUCUGAGCAUGAAAUAACAGAAAUAAUGAUUUCUGCUGCAAUCUCUCCUGACUUUCCUCACGCCUCUCCAGUCAGGAAAAUCACCUCUUUUCUAUGAGUCAACUGUUAGAAAUACGUGAAAAAAAAAAAAAACUUUCCCCAUCGUUUUCCCUUCAGCAGAACCUUUAUUUGGAUGAUCAGCAAGUUCUGAGGAAACGCCUGUUUUUUUCACAAACCCGCAGACAGUCUGAAGCGGAAAGACCCGAGUCCUCCAACUUUCAUCACACCGAGUUUUUACACGAUUGGAUCAGCCUUCUGCCUCCCUCAACCCAACCCAGAGGAGCUUCUGAUACCACAAAUUAAUUCAUUUUUACUCCAGUUCUUGGAAAAUCCAAGUAAUCUCAUCCUUCCAAGAUGGCCUACGUUCUUCCCAACAACUCUGUUAUGCCAAGCCAAACAUGUGUUGCACAAAACCUGACCUCAAUGGACAUUUUUACCGCCUCUGUCAUUGGAGUCGUGUCUGUCAUCGGCAUCUUGGAAAACCUCCUCAUCCUGGCAGUCGUGGGCUUCCGUGUCAGUCGCUCCAUCAUCAGCAUCUGGAUACUGAACCUGGCAGCGUCGGACCUCCUGGCCACAUUAACCUUGCCCUUCUUCAGUCUCUACCAUGCCUCUGGAGGGUCCUGGAUCCUGGGUGCGACCUUCUGCCGCAUCUAUUCCUCUGUCUUUUUCCUCAACAUGUUUGUCAGCGCCUUCCUGCUGGCCGCCAUUUCUCUGGACCGCUGCCUGGUGGUGGUGCGACCCGUCUGGGCUCAAAACUACCGAAGCACACAGCUGGUGGGGAAGAUUUGUUGUGUGAUUUGGGCCUUAGCUGUACUCUUCACUAUCCCUUUCUUUAUGUUCCGUGACACCAUCACCCUUUCAAAAGGCAAGUGUCUGUGCUACUACAAUUACUCCCGCUAUCUCCCAAGCGCACCCUUUGACCUUAAAGCUCUAUGUAGGCAGCGCAAAGUGGGUUUGGCUUUUAUGAAGCUGUUUUUUGCCUUCUUGAUUCCUCUUACAAUCAUCAUUGUCAGCUAUGUCGUAGUGAAUUCCAGCUUAGCACAAAGAGGUUGUCGCAGACCUUUCCGAUUUGUUCGACUUGUGAUAGCUGUGGUGGUGACCUUUGUCCUCUGCUGGGCUCCGUACCACCUUUUCAUUGUCAUAGAAGUGAUGGCUCCCAAAAGCAGCCCUGCGCAGCAAGUGGCAACCAAAGUCCUUCCGAUCUCAGCAACGAUUGGCUUCCUCAAUAGUGUCCUCAACCCCAUCCUAUACGUCUUCAGCUGCCCUGACUUGUGUCGUAAAAUCAAGCAUUCCCUCGGAGCGGUCAUGGAGAGUGUCCUUGCCGAGGAUCUGGCCGAGUAUGCACGGCGUCGCAGCACCGUUCGCAGCUCCAUCAGCAGCUCUGAAUAUUCCAUGAAGAAGAAAUGCUCAGUUUCUGCAUUAAAUCCGAAAGACCAGGCGGAAAAUACCAGCAACACAGAUGAGAUCUGAAAUGUGAAUUUUUAAAGAUGAAAAGAAGAAACCACUCAAUCUUGGCAACAUACUGCACCUGAUCUCAACAUCUGUUUCAGAAAACACCUAUGACGGACUUGUCAUCUUUCAGUCAUUAAAGUUUCUUUCAACAACCUAGACUUUCUUAGAAUCUCUUAGAUCUUCAAUCAGCAAAGUCUUUCUUUAGACUGGUUGCUUUUUCACCCAUCUUUAGCGCAGUUUCUUACAAUUUUACUCAGAAAUGUUGAUUGUAAUGCCUCUUAACUAUGAAUCAAGGCACUGAAACUCAAGGUUUGGCCCCGUCGUCUCAACAAACGACAGAUGACUUCAAAAUGGGCCAACAGGUAUUUUAUGUUUUAUGACUCUAAGGGAGAGUUCAGAUACCCUGUGGACAAAAAAUAUUUUGGACAUUUGUGUCCGUAUUUUGUUCUUUAAAUCUCGACCAAGAUCUCAUGACCAUUGAUGAGGAUAGGAAUGAAGACUGACCUGUAAAUCAAGAAUUUCACAACGUCACACCAAUCCACCUAUUCGUCUUCUGCUCUGUUCCCUUAUACUCAUUCUUGGAUAAUGAUCUGAAAUAUGUUAGUAACCAAAAAAAGCACAAAAAUACAUUUUUGAGUGACUAAUUGCUUUUUUACAGCAUUAUUGUUAUGUACACUUUUAACCAAAUUGUCUUCAAUGUCAGAUUCAGAAUCUGUCGAUUGUUCCUCAUACAAGUUGAGGACAUAUGAGUUUGUUUUUCAGUUUGUAAAUUCAAAAUUGUGGGACUUAUGGAGCUAAUUUGGGGCCAUAAAGGUUGGUCCAAAGCAAACAAAAAAAAGAAAAGGAAAAAUAAAUGAAAAAGAAAAGCUCUGAAACUGAAAAAAAUAUUUUGAAACUGCAAAAAAAUUAUAUGAAACUACAGGAAAUGUUCAAAAUUACUUUUUAGAUUCAAGUUUUUUUGCAGUUUCAGAUCCUAAAUUUCUUUUUAUUUUUUUCUUUUGAAGAAAAUUAUGGCAUUAAUUUAGUUCCAUAGAGUUGAUCUCGAACAUUUUUUUUUUCUCUGACUCUUUGGACACCAUUUCAGAAACAUUGGAUAACUAUUGAUGAAGACAUUUUAAAAAACUUAACACAGCCUGCCCAUAUUUAGUGAUGUUUUAAAACAUUUUAAUCAUUAUAGAUGUGUGGAGUUUCUUACUUUUGUACUUGUUACUGUUAAAGGUUUUUUUGGUACCUAAUGAUGCCUCCAAUCUUGUAGAGGAUGUACUUAAAUCUUUCAUUAUUAUUGUACAGAAGAAAAACAAAUGUCUUGCCAUUUCCUCAUUUUGUUUUGAAUGUUUAUUGUUCAUGGUUUGCUGAGUCAAAACUACCAUGUGUUUUUUUUUUGGAGGGGGGGCUUGUAUAUGUCUCAUUAGAGAUCUUAUCAGUGGUUGCAGGUGUUUAUGCAACUGAUUUAUUUUCCAUAAGGUUUCUUUCAAAUAUAUUGACAUUUUGUAAUCCAUGACUCAGAAUCUGCCUGUAAAUCUGCAUCAUGUUAUAUUCCUGUAUGGGUUUUAUCAUUAAAAAGAAAAUGUAUAAAUAUA